AUCGAACGAUACCGAGUUCUCGAAUCUAGGGUUUUGGAGGGGAGAAGAAGGGGAAGGAGCGGGGGUGGAGGAGCUUUUGGCUAUUGAAGCGAGGGAAGCAUGCUGAGCGUGCUUAGGGUUCAUUUGCCGUCCGAGAUCCCCAUCGUUGGCUGCGAGAUCACGCCGUAUGUGCUCUUGAAGCGGCCGGAUAAUUCGAUCUCGAAUGAGGACGUCCCUGAAUCAACCCCGAUCGGGGGCUAUUGCAUGAGAUAUAAGUGGUACCGUGUACACAAUGACCGUAAAGUGGCUGUCUGCAGUGUGCAUCCAACUGAACAAGCAACGUUGCAGUGUGUUGGUUGCGUGAAGAUGAAAAUACCAGUUGCCAAGAGUUUUCACUGCUCAUCAAGGUGCUUCGCUGAUGCGUGGCAGCAUCAUCGCGUUUUACAUGAGAGAGCCCUUAGCACUUUAAAUGAAAAUGGAAAUGAAGAAGAAGAGUUAUAUGGUCGCCUUAAUAGUAGUGGAUCUGGAAUUGUCAAUGCUGGGCUUUCUAGUUCAACAACAGGUGUAGGACAGAACCCAAGUUUGAACAAUAUUUCCACACCUUUAUAUCCUGCAACUAUUACAGAGCGGAGUGGAGGUGAAACCUGGUCUGAAGUUGGGCGCUCUAGAACAUAUACCCCAACUGCUGAAGAUAUUGGUCAUGUGCUCAAGUUUGAAUGUGUACCUAUAGAUGCAGAAACAAAGAUUCCUCUUGGAACACCAAGUACUUUUUUGACCUCACGUGUUAUUCCAGCUCCGUCACCCACUCCACGCCGUAUGAUUCCUGUAAAUGGACUUGAUAUUCAUGGGCAGCUGAAUCUUGAUGGUCGAACUUCAUUGUCUGGAACAUUCACUGUGCUAUCAUAUAACAUUCUUUCUGAUGCAUAUGCGACAAGUGAGUCAUACAGCUAUUGCCCAUCUUGGGCCCUUUCUUGGACUUACCGGAGGCAAAAUUUGUUGAGAGAAAUUAUCGGCUAUCAUGCUGAUAUCCUUUGUCUUCAGGAGGUUCAAAGUAAUCAUUUCGAUGAGUUUUUUGCUCCAGAACUUGACAAGCAUGGAUAUCAGGGACUUUACAAGAAGAAAACAUCCGAGGUUUAUAAUGGAAAUCCAAAUGCAGUUGAUGGUUGUGCGACAUUUUUCCGCAGGGACAAAUUUUCACAUGUCAAAAAAUAUGAGGUUGAGUUCAAUAAGGCUGCCCAGUCUUUGACUGAGGCUGUAAUUGCAGCUGGUCAGAAGAAAGUUGCUCUGAGUAGAUUGAUCAAGGAUAAUAUUGCUCUUAUUGUGGUCCUUGAAGCAAAAUUCAAUAACCAGGGGCAGGGUACUGAUACUCCUGGAAAGAGACAGCUCCUCUGUGUGGCAAAUACACAUGUCAAUGUUCAUCAAGAUCACAAGGAUGUAAAGCUCUGGCAGGUGCAUACUCUUUUGAAAGGGCUGGAGAAAAUAGCUGUUAGUGCAGAUAUACCCAUGUUGGUGUGUGGAGAUUUUAAUUCUGUUCCAGGGAGUGCUUCUCAUACGCUGCUUGCAAUGGGUAAGGUUGAUCCAAUGCAUCCGGACUUGACUGUGGACCCCCUUAAUAUUUUACGCCCUUCAACAAAGCUAAACCACCAGCUCCCACUGGUCAGCGCAUACUCAUCCGUCGCAAGAAUGGUUGGGUUAGAGCAGAGAAGAAAGUUGGAUCCAUCAACAAAUGAACCUUUGUUCACAAAUUGUACCAGGGAUUUCAUUGGGACACUGGAUUACAUAUUUUACACAGCGGACUCGUUGACAGUGGAAUCACUGUUGGAACUCUUGGAUGAGGAAAGCUUGCGCAAAGAUACAGCACUUCCCUCUCCAGAGUGGUCCUCUGAUCAUGUAGCACUUUUAGCUGAAUUCCGAUGCAAACCUAGGGUCAGACGUUGAUAUUAGAGGUCCUCCAAUACACUUUUGAUUUUUGUAAGACAAAAUUUGGUGGAUGAAAGAAAAUUCCAUCUGGUAAGGAUCAGAAAGGUGAUAGAUCAUGUACCUUGUACAUGCUCUUUGUUUAUGUUAACCCUUGGGGGUCUAUUGAUCUAUUUGUAACAUGUCAAUGUCUUAUAGAAGAAUUAUGAAAUAAGAUGUUUCUGAACGUUUGCCUCUCAUUUUUUCCCCUUUUUCCACCAUUUCGUCUUUUCUCAUAAAAACGUCAAAUCGGGAAAUGUUUCACAAGUACAAUAACUGAGCUGCUGCUUCACUUGCGUUUAAUGGCGGAGAUACAAAAGACCAUCAUCUUGUGGAUAUCUGAUAACCACCAAAAACUUCUAUAGUAUAUUUUGCGGAAAAGUAGAGUAGAAGGGCAGAGAGAUUUUGUUGUAGCUACAGUUUGUAUAAAGUACCUGCAGGGUUACUGGCAUGAUGGUGCUAUGAUAAUCUUGCAAAAAGGCUGGCUAGUUCUUGUAAAUUACUAGCUUAUUAGAUUUUUUCAUAAUGAGAAGAAUGUUUACAUUGUGAGUCC
Messenger RNA from Asparagus officinalis (garden asparagus), 2488 nucleotides. Its product is annotated as carbon catabolite repressor protein 4 homolog 1-like. The transcript is spliced from 12 exons. The record is from RefSeq and is a predicted model, not a curated record. Gene Ontology annotation, molecular function: poly(A)-specific ribonuclease activity. Gene Ontology annotation, biological process: nuclear-transcribed mRNA poly(A) tail shortening. Gene Ontology annotation, cellular component: cytoplasm; nucleus; CCR4-NOT complex. Bases 100 to 1917 code for a protein of 605 amino acids. Lineage: Eukaryota; Viridiplantae; Streptophyta; Magnoliopsida; Asparagales; Asparagaceae.